AUGACGAGCGAGGAGCUAGCCGCCUUCCGCGAGCUGGUGGUCGCGGAGCUCGAAAAGCACAAGAUCGCGGUGGCCCACCCCCCCGUCUGCAUCAUCACCGCCACCGACCUCGAGUCGAGGCGCGACUCGCGCGGAAGGCGGUACCCGUGGGGCAACGCUCUCUCGGAGCGGCCGGGCUCGUCGCACGCGGAGCUGCCGGCGCUGCGCCGCUUCCUGCUCAUCGACGGGCUCGCCUCGCUCAAGGCCGCCUCGCGCGAGCACUACGAGUCCUUCCGCCGCCAGGCCCUCUGGCGCUCGCACGUCGGCGUCAAGCCGCUCGCGAGGACGCUGCUCCCGCCGGCGCGUGCGCCGGUGCUGCUCGCGCUCAUCGCGCUGCCGCAGACCCGCCGCUGGCUGCACCGCCACCUCGCGCCCGCGCUCCUCUACCAAGCACGCGCCGUCCGCGGCGCCGUCGGCGGCCGCUGCGUCGUGCGCGUGGCAUGA
Emiliania huxleyi CCMP1516 is the source of this 483-nucleotide messenger RNA. RefSeq lists its product as hypothetical. The transcript has 3 exons. Lineage: Eukaryota; Haptophyta; Isochrysidales; Noelaerhabdaceae. Gene Ontology annotation, molecular function: GTP binding. The record is from RefSeq and is a predicted model, not a curated record. Bases 1 to 483 code for a protein of 160 amino acids.